Molecule: messenger RNA, 879 nt
Organism: Papaver somniferum (opium poppy)
Lineage: Eukaryota; Viridiplantae; Streptophyta; Magnoliopsida; Ranunculales; Papaveraceae
Exons: 2
Coding region: 1-879 (292 amino acids)
Source: RefSeq, a predicted model, not a curated record
AUGACUAAACAUUUUGAGAUGACUGAUAUGGGACUCAUGUCUUACUUCCUCGGUCUUGAAGUCAUGCAGACAACUGAAGGUAUCUUCAUUUCCCAAAAGAAGUUUGCUGGAGAUAUUUUGAGGCGAUUCAAGAUGGAAUUUUGUAAUCCCAUCAAGACACCAGUUGAAGCAAGGUCACAUUUGAGUAAAGCUGGAAAUGGAGAGCUUGUCAAUGCCUCUACUUAUCGGAGUUUAGUUGGGAGUCUUCGUUAUCUUACCAAUACACGGCCUGAUAUAGUAUUUGGAGUGGGUUUCAUCAGCCGUUUUAUGGAGACACCAAGUCAGGAUCACUUACAAGCUGCCAAACGCAUUUUGCGGUAUGUCAAAGGUACUCAAAGUCAUGGUUUAUUUUAUACUUCAGCUAAAACCUGCAAUCUGGUGGGAUAUAGUGAUAGUGAUUGGGCAGGAGAUGUGGAAGAUAGGAAGAGCACCUCUGGUUUUGUGUUUCAUAUGGGUUCUAGUGUUGUGUCUUGGUCGUCGAAGAAGCAACAGGUUGUCGCUCUUUCAACUACAGAAGCUGAAUACAUGGCUGCAGCUUCAAGUGCUUCUCAAGCAGUCAGAAUUAGUGUUUUAAUUCCUGCAAAGGAUGGGCAUUCCGGCAUCCAACAGAAGACUGUAGCAAUUAUUCCGAAAUUUCAAUCAGGUCAGGAGACGGUGGAUGCACUUGAGAGACAAUCAAACUGGCAAGAUAUUCGAUAUGCGCAGGAAAGAUCGAGUCCAAGAAUUAUGAAGAAAAAUGAGACUCGGCAGAGAAUAUCUUCCCCAAAGAAGAAAAAUGUUGGUCCAUCCCGGCAGAGAUACAGUAAUUCUUAUGAAGAUUCAUACUGGCGCCAACGUUGA